AUGGACGAUGGAACGGCGGCAUCAUACAUCGAUAUGGACCUGAAUUUCGUAUUCCAGAACAUGUACUUAGAGGAAGUAGAAAUCAUUUCCAAAAGGAAAAUAAAGACGGAAGUCAGGUCGAGUCUACACAUAGAAAGACUGUUAGAAACUCUCAAAAAACACAAUAAUUAUGAUAAAGAAGAAACAAACUUUAUCUUAAAACAAUUUGAUGGAACACAGAAAGCCACAGAUUGGAUAUCAGAGUGUGAAACGGAGUGCGAAAAAUUAAAAAUCCAGAAUGAGGAGAAGAAAAUCAAGUGCUUGAAGAUGUAUUUGGAAAAAAUUGCACUAGAAUGGUAUCAAACACACGUACGUUGA
Messenger RNA from Bombus pyrosoma, 357 nucleotides. RefSeq lists its product as uncharacterized. The coding region runs from base 1 to 357 and encodes 118 amino acids. NCBI's taxonomy places the organism in Eukaryota, Metazoa, Arthropoda, Insecta, Hymenoptera, Apidae. The transcript has a single exon. The record is from RefSeq and is a predicted model, not a curated record.